Molecule: messenger RNA, 1720 nt
Organism: Austrofundulus limnaeus
Lineage: Eukaryota; Metazoa; Chordata; Actinopteri; Cyprinodontiformes; Rivulidae
Gene: znrf1
Product: zinc and ring finger 1
Exons: 5
Coding region: 310-966 (218 amino acids)
Biological process (GO): protein K48-linked ubiquitination; proteasome-mediated ubiquitin-dependent protein catabolic process
Cellular component (GO): intracellular membrane-bounded organelle; membrane; cytoplasm
Molecular function (GO): ubiquitin protein ligase activity
Source: RefSeq, a predicted model, not a curated record
UCCAGUGUUUAGGUUUUAUUUUGCAGUCUGUGAGGUGGGUCCAGACGUUUGGGCUGGCUCGGGUUCCGGCUCAUGUUAGGCUCAGCGGGGGAACGGACUGUUGCGUCUGCGGACCAGAGCUGACGAGCCUGCCGCUGUUGCUGCUGCUGCUGCUGCUGCGGAGACACACGGACAGACAGACCGGACCGAGGGGCGGGGAGGGGGGGCGCCCGCCUGUUCUGGGCUCUCUCGACCCUUUGCGGAUCGAGCCGAGCCCCCUCCCGUUUCCACCCAGAACCACCCCCCAACCCGUCCCCUGUCCGGCUCCGGAUGGGGGGAAAGCAGAGCACGGCGGGUCGGCCCCGGGGAGCCUUCCCCGGCGUCUCCUCGGAUGACAGCGCGGUGCCACCCUCGGCCCACUUCGGCCACUACCGGCCGAGCGGCACCACCAUGGGCCUGCGGAGCCGAUCGGUGAGCUCCGUGGCCGGGAUGGGCAUCGACCACAGCCCCGCCGUGCCCUUCGGCUUCUACACCCCCAGAGGGACUGACUCGGAUCGAGCCGGAGGGGGGUCCGGGGGCACCACCGCGGCCCCCCACGGCACGGGCUACCAGGACGGUGUGGGCGGAGGGCAUCAUACGGACGGAGUGCUGUAUCUGGGGUCCCGGGGGUCGCUGGCUGACACCUUGCCCCUGCACAUCGCGCCCCGCUGGUUCAGCGCGCACAGCGGAUUCAAGUGUCCUGUCUGCUCCAAAUCGGUGGCGUCCAAUGAGAUGGAGGUUCAYUUCAUCAUGUGUUUAAGCAAGCCACGCCUCUCGUACAACGAUGAUGUGUUGGCGAGGGAUGCCGGUGAGUGUGUGAUCUGUUUAGAGGAGCUGCAGCAGGGGGACACCAUAGCCAGACUGCCGUGCCUCUGCAUCUACCACAAAAGCUGUAUAGACUCCUGGUUUGAGAUCAAUCGGUCCUGCCCUGAACACCCCUCCGACUGACCGACCACCUGACCUGCUGUGAGUACUGUUCAAGGACCCGUGGUCCUGCCAUGGACAUUCGGACACAGACACAACCAAAUCCAAUGAAACAAUCAAAACCAACAUCACUUUGACGGAAUUCAUUGUCCCUAAAAGAGAACUGUUGUUUGUGAACUGAACCAAAACAAAACGUGUGACGAUGGAACCUCCAUGCAUUAAAGGGCCUCAGUCAAGCCCCUCAUUCUACAUCAGCUGAUGAUACAGCAUCCAACCCUCUUCAGACCCUUAAAGGGCUUCAUCUGCCGCUCCCCGCCCCUCCAACUCAACCGUCGGUCGGUUGAGCCCCAGACAUGCUCAGGUCUUAGCAGGCCUCCCAUCUUGUCUCUGGAUCCAGGCCUGUCUGUCACGUGUGUCCAGCCCUCCCAUGGCCUUAACCGAAGCGACAGGAAGCAGAGCGGAGAACAGGAAACACAAGAGGACGACGGAGGGAGAAGAAAGGGAUGAAAACUGAAGCUCGGCGCGAUGAACAGACUUGUACAUUUUAUUWUWUUUUUUAUUUUCAGCUGGGCUCUCAUCUCUCGCGGCAGAACUGGUGMUGAAGAGGCGCCUCGGGGGCGCGCCCCUCUUUCAGAGCUCCUAUCCUUCCACAGCCGUUUGACUCGUGACGAUGGAUUUUAAAAAGCACCUGAAAUGCUUUUUAAGAUUUGUUUUGUGCACAGCUGAGCAGGAGGAGAGAGAGGGGGGGCCGCUGAAAUAAAGGAGAUGUCAGGAUGUU